Penicillium argentinense is the source of this 195-nucleotide messenger RNA. RefSeq lists its product as uncharacterized. The coding region runs from base 1 to 195 and encodes 64 amino acids. The transcript has 2 exons. The record is from RefSeq and is a predicted model, not a curated record. Lineage: Eukaryota; Fungi; Ascomycota; Eurotiomycetes; Eurotiales; Aspergillaceae.
AUGUGGUCUGCGCUCCUUGAGGAGAAGCUGGCCAUGAAUGCAGGCGGUCGUGUCCUGGAUAUCGUCGAGGCCAGGAUUGUAUCGAGCGCUGGAUACGACCGCGAUGCGUUUGCUGUCGUAGGCUUGUCCUUAGACGAAUGUGUCGUCCCCGUCUUCGAAGAGAUCAAUGUUCAUGAGGGGAAAGAGGACAUAUGA